Messenger RNA from Ilyonectria robusta, 1689 nucleotides. RefSeq names its product major facilitator superfamily transporter. The record is from RefSeq and is a predicted model, not a curated record. Bases 1 to 1689 code for a protein of 562 amino acids. Gene Ontology annotation, biological process: amine transport; transmembrane transport. Lineage: Eukaryota; Fungi; Ascomycota; Sordariomycetes; Hypocreales; Nectriaceae. The transcript is spliced from 6 exons. Gene Ontology annotation, molecular function: amine transmembrane transporter activity.
AUGGCGUCCGACCAUUACACAAUGAGGCCCUCGAUCGAUAUCGGCGACGAUAUCCCACCAGACACGCCCGAGACGGCUUCAAAACCGCUGUUGGACAGCACAUUAACCGGCCCAUCAGACCACGAGCUCGACACUCUCCAACCUCCCAUCAACCCCGUCGCCCACCAACCCUACUCCUUCUCCCAAGCUCCCUUCCGCUACCCGUCGAAAUACUCCAAAGCCAACGCCAAGCGCCCUGCCCAGCGAUACCAGGCGUACAAGCCCGACGUCGAGAAGAAGCCGCCCAAGCCGUUUACUGCCUUCUCGCCAUGGCGCAGACGCUUCAUCCUCACUGUCGUGACCACGGCGGGCUGCUUUGGUCCGCUGGCGGGAAACAUUUACCUGCCCGCGCUGCCGAUUCUCGAGAAGGAAUUCAACGCGAGCGCCACCAUGAUUAACGUGACGGUGUCCGUCUUCAUGCUGACCUUUGCCAUUGCACCCAUGUUCUGGUCAAGUUUCGCCGAUGUCAAGGGCCGACGUCCUCUGUACAUCAUUUCUCUCGCCAUCUACAUCGUCGCCAACGUUCUAUCCGCCGCUGUGCCUUCCAACUACGGCGCACUCGUCUUUCUGCGCAUAGUCCAAGCCUUUGGAUCCGCCGCUGUGGUUUCCAUGGGUGCAGGAACGGUAGCUGAUGUCACUCCGCCCGCGAAACGAGCGUUUGCCAUGUCCAUUUUCCUCAUGGGUCCUCAGCUUGGUCCGGUCCUCGGCCCCGUCUUCGGCGGUGCCAUCGGAGCAGUGUCAUGGAGAUGGAUCUUUGGUUUCCUCGCCAUUGGUGGCUUCCUGCUUUGGCUCCUCAUCAUCUUCUGCCUUCCAGAGACCCUCCAAGCAAGAGUUGGCGAUGGUAGUAUAUAUAAGGACUCGGGGUACUUUAUGUUUCCUCCAAAAUUGUUCUCUCCAAUGGCCCCCGAGUCGCAGAGAGGUCCUGCGCCGCCAAAGCCCUCCUUCAAGGGCUACUGGAAGAUGUUCACCUACCCUCCGAUUGGAAUUGUCAGCUUCAACACGGCCAUGCUGUAUUCGACAUACUUUGGCAUGGCUGUCCAACUGCCCACAGAACUCACUAUCCGCUACCACUGGGACUCGGCCGCCACCGGUGCUGGUUUUCUGGCCGUUGGUAUUGCCAUGAUCGUUGGUAGCUUGCUUGGUGGUUGGUAUUCCGACUACCGACGCGAAAAGGCCAUUUACGAGUCCGAUGACGGCAAGGUAGACCCCGAGAACCGUCUGGCAGAUCAGAUUUACGGAGUCAUCAUCUGUUUCGUCGGCACUGUCAUGUUUGGCUGGUUUGUGGAAAAGACCUAUCACCCGGCACUGGUGAUUAUCGCCACAUUUAUCACUGGCUUUGGCAUGAACUGGGUGUUUGUCGCUACAACCGCUUUCUUGACCGAGUGUGUCCAGCAGCAGGCAGCCGGGGCUUUUGCCUUGGGGAAUCUCCUCCGCAACCCUGCUGCUGCAAUCUCGGCGUUGCUGAUUCCCACGUUGGUGAACAAGAUGGGAGCUGGGUGGUGCUUUACCGGACUGGCACUUGUGGACUUGGUCCUGGUUGGAGGAGCUGUCAUGGUGCUUCGAGUCCAGGGUCCUGUAUGGAGGAAACAGCGCGCGGCCAGAAUGGCACAAGCCAAGGCCAUGAAACCCCCGGGGGCACCGGGGCCAUAA